Messenger RNA from Phoenix dactylifera (date palm), 2536 nucleotides. Its product is annotated as Leucine-rich repeat (LRR) family protein. The record is from RefSeq and is a predicted model, not a curated record. Gene Ontology annotation, molecular function: protein binding. Gene Ontology annotation, cellular component: cytoplasm. NCBI's taxonomy places the organism in Eukaryota, Viridiplantae, Streptophyta, Magnoliopsida, Arecales, Arecaceae.
UUUUCUUGGGUGAAAUCGUUCCUACAAACGCACUUCUGUUGGUAACGAUGGAUUACUGGAUGAAGUCAUUGUUUUGGAAUAAAUGUUAGUUCGGUCAUGAAUAAUACAGUUAUAUAUUGUUCUCAGGGUGUUGUGGUUGAUAUCUAAUAUAAUCAGGAAGGAUUAGAAUAAGAGAUGCAUAAUUUUGUUGUAAAGUUUGAAUUUUUUAUGGAUAGAUGCGUUAGGCAAUAUGGAAGGUUCAAUCUCAUAAAUUGAGCAUGGCGAGCAAGAGAAUGUUGUGGGAGGCGUGAAAUAAAACAAGAAAUAGUAACUAGAAGUUUUAGAUCUUUUCACCGAUAAUACAUCUAGUUGCUCAUAAAAGGUAAUUUUGCUUACAUCGGAGAAAAAAACCAAAGAGAAAUGGAAGUUUUCACUUUUGCUUUCUUGGCGGCGGCAAAGCAUGGUGACGGUGAUGCUAGUGUUUUCGAUGGUGGUGAGAACAGGGCCACAGGUACAGAAGAUGGGUAGAGGAAAAGCUACAUGAAGGCAAUGACAAUGUUUUAGUAGAUAGAUGCUACAUUUUCAACUCCUCAGAUUUAUGUGCAAGGAGUUGCCAAAUGAAGUUUACCAAAAUUUGGAUGGUGUUGGUGAUGACGAAAAAUGGUGGGAGGCUGUGGAGUUACAAAAGCUUAUUUUGGCUCAUAACAAUCUCGAAAUACUGAAAGAAGACAUGAGAAAUUUAUCUAUGUUGACUGUUCUAAAUGUCAGUCACAAUAAAUUAUCCUGCCUUCCAGCAGCUAUUGGAGAGCUUGCUUUGUUAAAAUCACUGGAUGUUUCAUUUAACUCAAUAACAAAUAUCCCUGAAGAGAUCGGCUCAGCAACUUCAUUGGUUAAGCUUGACUGUUCAAAAAACCUACUUAAAGAACUGCCAUGCAGCCUCGGAAAGUGCGUAGAUUUGUCAGAACUAAAGGCAUCAAACAACUGCAUAACUAAACUUCCAGAUGAACUUGUCAGUUGUACCAAGUUGAUUAAAUUUGAUGUUGAGGGAAACAAGCUUAUAAUGCUCUCCGAGAAUAUGCUCAUGUCAUGGACCAGGCUUACAGAACUCAAUGCUGCAAGAAACCUGCUCACUAGCAUUCCAGAUAGCAUAGGAGCUCUUUCACAACUGAUCCGCCUGGACUUCCAUCAAAAUAAAAUUUCAUCCAUUCCACCUUCAAUCAUGGGUUGCUCUUCACUUGCUGAGUUUUAUAUGGGGACCAAUUUACUAUCAUCACUGCCAGCAGAGAUAGGUUCACUUUCUCGUUUAGGAACUUUAGAUCUUCACUCAAAUCAGCUGAAGGAGUAUCCUGUGGAAGCCUGCAAACUGCAACUCUCCGUCCUGGAUUUGUCAAAUAACUCGUUGUCUGGCUUGCCUCCUGAGAUUGGUACUAUGACAACCCUAAGAAAGCUUUUGCUUACUGGCAAUCCCCUAAGAAGUCUUCGAAGCUCAUUAGUAUGUGGACCUACACCAACAUUGUUAAAGUAUCUGCGAAGUCGUCUCUCUUCCAAUGAAGAAGAAUCUACCACCACUCCCACAAAAGAUGAUCAAAUUGCUAUGGCAACUCGGGUUUCUUUGUCUUCGAAGGAGUUAAAUUUAAAUGGUCUAGGAUUGACCUGUGUACCACCUGCAGUUUGGGAGACAGAUGAGGUGGUGAAAGUUAAUCUUUCUAGAAAUUCAAUUGAAGAGCUACCAAAUGAACUAUCAACCUGUUCCUCAAUUCAGGUUUUGGUUUUGUCCGGGAACAAGAUAAAAGAAUGGCCAGGGGCAGUACUGUCUUCUCUUCCCAAUCUUUUCUGUUUGAAGCUGGACAAUAAUCCCUUGGCGCCGAUUCCAUCUACUGGCCUUGAAGCCCUCAACAAGCUUGAGAUACUUGAUCUAAGUUGCAAUACGUCCUCAUUGCCAGAACCUUCUAUUCUUUCAAGCUUGUCACAAUUGCAGGAACUGUACCUGAGACGAAUGCAGUUGGGCCAAUUCCCUUCGGGCUUACUGUGCUUACGGCGACUAAGGAUUCUCAACUUAAGCCAGAACUCUAUUGUAUCAAUUCCUCAGGAAAUCAAGGAGUUGGCUUAUCUUACAGAGCUUGACCUGUCUGACAACAACAUUACUGCACUUCCACCAGAGCUGGGUUUGCUUGAACCCAGCCUACAAGUCUUGAAGCUGGAUGGGAAUCCGUUGAGGAGCAUAAGGCGCACUAUUUUGGAUCGAGGAACAAAAGCUAUUCUCAAGUAUCUGAAGGACAAGCUUCCAGACCAAUAAUUCUGUAGACAUGAGUUUCAAUCAAUUGAAACCAUAAAUUUAGCGGGCUUCUUAUUUUAAAUUCGAACGACGUGAGUCUCCCUUAGAAACUCUGAGUGAACAAAAGCUUGUAAUUGUUGCAAAUAAUUUUUUCAUCAACAACGAAUGGGUCUGUUUUUGGUUUGUAUUACUGGACCUCACAAGGAUCUGGAGCGGUGAUGUUUCUCGUGUGAUAUUUGCCAAUUUUGCAAUGUUAGAGUUUGUGCCUCAUCAGAUUUGACA